AGGCUGAGAGUUGGGCAGGUGUGAACCGUGCGUGCGGGCGCUGCUUGCGAGGCCCGGAGAACUUCUUUGACUGGCGGAGGGUUAAAGGAGACGCCGGACUCGUGCCCUCGGUCUGUUGGGAUAAGUUCUCGUCAGGGAGAGGACGCGUCAUGAGGAGUUUGCUGGUGUCUCACUCCAGAGCUCUUCUGCGAUCCUUCAGCUCCAGCGCCAGAAAUCUCUUUGAGAACAAAGUGGCCGAGAAACAGAAACUCUUUCAGGAAAACAAUGAUCUCCCGGUCUACCUGAAGGGUGGAUCCUUGGAUAAACUACUAUUUAACCUGACAAUGGUGUUAUCUGUGGGAGGAACUGGCUAUGGUCUCUUUUUCUUGGGCUGGGCCUCCUUUCCCCAAAAGAAUAAAACGUAAGACAGCUCCGGAAAAUGGGCCUGGAACAGUUGGGGCCAGAGCCUGGACGGGGGUGAGGGCUGGGGCUGGGAGUCAGUAAAACUUCCCCCCAGGGGGACAGCUAACUCCGA
This is a messenger RNA of Antechinus flavipes (yellow-footed antechinus), 514 nucleotides long. Its product is annotated as cytochrome c oxidase subunit 7A1, mitochondrial-like. The record is from RefSeq and is a predicted model, not a curated record. Gene Ontology annotation, biological process: mitochondrial electron transport, cytochrome c to oxygen; mitochondrial respirasome assembly; regulation of oxidative phosphorylation. Bases 150 to 404 code for a protein of 84 amino acids. The transcript is spliced from 4 exons. Lineage: Eukaryota; Metazoa; Chordata; Mammalia; Dasyuromorphia; Dasyuridae.